Molecule: messenger RNA, 2213 nt
Organism: Etheostoma cragini (Arkansas darter)
Lineage: Eukaryota; Metazoa; Chordata; Actinopteri; Perciformes; Percidae
Product: coiled-coil domain-containing protein 106-like
Exons: 6
Coding region: 374-1381 (335 amino acids)
Cellular component (GO): nucleoplasm
Source: RefSeq, a predicted model, not a curated record
AAUCGAUACGCCUGCGAGCUUGUCCUGUACUACUCUUCUACUAUGCGACAGUAAGUCGCGUGGUUAUGACACGAUCGUUAGCCUAUUUUUACAAAAACGUCUGCUACGGAGCCAUAACAUGAGUUAGAAGUCCAUGGAGACUUUUAUACAUUGUCGUGUUUCUUUAGAAAUAAAGAAUGGACAAAUAGAGUCGUUAAACGCGUCAGAUGUAAAGUUAUUCGCUGUCAAAGGAACGUCAAAAUGAAUGGCAGUCAAUGGAAUGCCAACGGCGGGGGCAUUUUCACGAAGUGAGGCUUCAGCGUAAAGCGAUACAAACACAGGAACACCUCCAUCAACAGUUUUAUCCGCUGGACUCUCUGGAAGGUUUGAAGCGAUGUCGUCCGUGUGGCAGCAGGAGCCGACCGGUUAUUCCCCCUGCGUAGAGAUCGACUCCAGCUCUGUCAGGUGCAAAGACAGGCUGACCUCUCCGAUCUGGCUGAAACAGGAACAAGACGACCUCCGCAUCAUCAAGUGGGAGAACUUUCAAACGGGAGCCUCGGCAGAUGCUGUUCAGGACAACACACCCAGCAGUGCCAUGUCUGCUGCCUCACAUCAGGAAAGCCUGCCCCCGCGGGUGGUGCUGACCAUCACCAAGCUCCAGUGCAUGCUGGAGAGCAAACAGGAGCGCAUCACUGCACUGGAGAAGCAGGUGGAGGACCUGAUGCAGGACCGCAAGUUCCUGAGGAGCCAGAUUGAAAACCUCACAAGUAACCGCACCAUGCCAACCUUUGCAUCACCCAGUCCAGUAACUGAAGCUCCUAAACCCAGCAAAGUGCAGCACUCGGAAAACAAAUCUCGGAAGAGAGAAAAAGCUUCUUCUUGUUCCUCUGACAGCAGCAACAGCGGCUCUGAAGCGUCGGAUUCGUCAGAAGUUUCAGCGGCCUCAAGUGAAUACAGAAGGAAGAAACACCAUAAGGACAAGAAAAGAUCAAGGAAAGGGAAGGACUACAGCAGGAAGAGGGCCACCGGCGUCCAGUAUGUCAUCCACCGCUACAAACAAGUCCUAUCAGCCUUCAUCAAGAAGAAAAGCAUGAGCGAAGCCUUCCGCCAUCUUGGAAUCGACAGGAACACCAUCGCCAACACGGCAUCGAUUGCCGAGCUGCAUCUGGCCGGCAAAGACAUGGUCCCCCUCGUGGGCAUGUUUCGCCAAGGAGAAGAGACUCUGGUCAGCUACGCCAACAGGUGCACACUGGUCAUUGACAGCGACGCUGACCUGUCCAGGAAAAUAGACCAUAUGAAAGCUAGCGGCGAGCUUCUGCCCAUCGCAGGGAAAAGGCAGAGGUUGUUGCAUUCUCACAUGCAGCAGAUGGGGGGGACAGCAGAGAGCAUUUUAUUAGGUUGAUGAGUUUCUAAUUGUAUGUGGCUGGGGUGAAACAGAAUGCCUUUUACAAAAACAUUUUCCUUUGUUUUCCCACCAAAAUUGAUUUUUAUGUUUUAUGUAGCACUUUUGCCCUUUUCUUAAAUUGAUUUAGUUAUUUAAAUUGAUUUAGUAAAUUAUUUUCAGACUGUGCAUUUCAGGAUCUAUAAGUUGCCCUUACAACUGCUUUCACUGAAGAGCAGAAGUGUGUGUACUAUACGAAACACCCACAAGAUGGCAGUGCUCACAUAUUAGAUCCUUUUUACACAGCACUUUUCUUGUCAUUUACUCCAAAAUGGUGGAUUGUCAAUUUCCAUUUUCCAGCACCUUGUUUUUGUGGAGGCGUAACUUUUCUGUUAAUAGAACAGUUGUGAAAAAUGAUUUUGUUGACAUUAUCCUGUGAUUCUUAUGCUGUAAAUGAACUGAACGAUUUCAAAACUGCGUUUGUGGCAAAGUGUGUUAAUGUUUCUGACCUGCCAACAAAUGAAAACAGUUUUUCAUACAGAGAUAUCAGUGAGUUAUGUUGCCUUUGCUUUUAUCCUUUUAGAUUUAUUUUUUUUUGGGGGGGGAGGCUUUUCUCUUUAUUUGAUAGUGACAGUGGAUAGACAGGAACGAUGGGAAAGAGAUGGCAGAUGACACGCAGCAAAGGACCGCAGGUUGGAUUCGAACCCUGGGCCGCUGCAAAGGACUCCAUGGGGAGGUCGCCCUGUUUUUACAUUGCAUCACAUCAACUCCAAAUGAUAUAACCUCUGUCUUUUGUGAGCUGAAAUGGGAUUGACAACAAAUGAAUUGCAGAACAAAUGUGUAUUUAAUUUGC